AAACUAUCAAACUGAAACUAGCGGCGCCUCCCCUCCACCCAGCUCUGCCGCUGCUAACCUUAGCCUCCCUCACUCGGCGACGGCGACGGCCUCCCUCCACUCCGGCGCGACUGCUAUAUCUGCCAGAGACGAGACGACCGCCUCCGCCUCCCUCCACCCCUGCGCGGCAGUGGCUCUUCUCCUCCGGCGCGUCGCGGCUCUGCUCAGCUUCUCCUCCUCCGGCGCGGCACGACUCAGGGAAGAUUAGAACUUCUUCCUUUUUUUUUCUUUUUUUUCUUUUUUUUUACAGAAUUUCUAGUGGAAUAUUGGUUUGAGGAUAAAUUGCGAAAUCAGGGCAAAAUUAGAUUUCUUGUGGAUUCAGAUUUCUUAUGGAUUCUUCUUGUGGGUUUAAGGCAAAAUUAGAUUUCUUGUAAAAUUAUCGUAUACUUUAGUCUUUAGUAAUGAAUGCAGUGGGAUUUUCUUGUGGAUUCUUCUUGUUAAGUGCUCAUUAUAUUGCUGAAAAUUUAGACUUUCUUGUGGAUUCUUGCCCUAUUGUGUUCUCAAAUUCAGAUUUUCUGUAAUUUUGCAGAUUUUUGUAAUCUUUCAGAUUCGGUUCGGUCCAACCGACUGAAACCGACGGGUUUCGGUUCGGUUCGAAGCCCCCGACUGGUGCUGUUCGGUCCUUCCGGUGGGAGUCGGUUCGGUUUUCGGUUUCUGAUAAUUGGUGCGGUUUCGCACCGAACCGCACCAAUGCACACCCCUAACUUGUAUUGUUGUUCGCUUUUUAUUAGGGUUUAUGAAACUUAAUCCCCAUAUUCGUCUUCUCCAUUUUUUCCCUUUCUUUUGAAUAAAUAAGAUAAGCUCAAGUGAAAAUGUUGCCGAGGUGGGGCAGAGUUUUGAGCCGUAUAAACAGGAUUAACAGUAUUCAGAAGAGCAGUGAAUUAGUGAAGAAAGAAUCAUCACCUUUUCUGUUCCGGGAUUAUGCAAAAGUUGCUGCCGCUGUGGAGCCAAAUGCUAAGAGCGACAUUAUCAAACCGGAGGUGAAUCUUAACAAGUUGUUUUGGUCGAAGCCACGUUCAUUGGCAUUAGCAGCUGACUCACCACAUAGAAUUUAUGAUCCCCAAUACAAGGGUAUUAGACGAUUUAUACUGAAGUUGAUGCUUUUCUACAGCAAGCAGAGUCAGUUCAUUCGUUGGGCUAAUGCUAUUUACAUUCGUGUGCGAUAUCAAGUUGAUAGACCUCCUAUUUACGAUGUGUUUAGGUUGGAGAAGACUUUCAAAACUACAUUUUCCUUGCUUGUCCUCCAUAUGUGGCUUUGUCUGCGUCGUUUGAAGGAAGAGGGGAAGGACGGUGUUGAGUUGGGGCAAUACUUAUUUGAGAUAUAUAAUCAUGAUCUGGAAUUGAGGGUGUCUAAGGCUGGGGUAAAUUUACUGUUAUCCAAAUGGAUGAAAGAAUUGGAGAAGAUAUUUUACGGAAAUAUCGUUGCUUACGAUGCUGCAAUUGGAAAACAUGAUGACCUACAAAAUGUUAUCUGGAGGAAUGUGUAUUCAGAUGAUGGUACAUCAAAACCAAGCGAAGGUGCCUUAGUUUCUGUCCAGGCAUUCACAAGAUAUGUUCGUCGUGAAGCCAGUUCUCUCUCAUUAACAGAUAAAGAAGCCAUACUUACGGGGAACUUCAAAUUCACGUCGUUGGAUGAUGGAGGUACUGAUGACACAGUAGGGAAGUAGUGCAAACCAUUGAUAUGGUAAUGGUUAUCAAGAUACACUUCAAGGCUGCAUAUAUUUAUUUUGCCAAAGAAUGACAGAUAUCUGAAUAAUGCUUCUUCUCGGAGAUGAAUUCCGAUCCAUGAAAGCUGAUUGCUGAAUCGUGAGUGAUGGUAUAAUUACAAAUGGUAAUCUUUGAUUGAUCUUCAAGAAAUUCAAGAUUUCGGCUCUCCAAUCGCUCCCAUAUCCUGAUGAGUGGGAAAAAAUGAACACGUGUCAAUAAGCGCCUACCAUUUAUUGCCUCUCUCUCUCUCUCAAGAGUAGUGAGUUUUAAGUCCCAUACAGACUGCUAAAUGAAAACAUUCAACUGGUUGUUUCUGGUUUCUUUUAUAAUCUUAAACACUGGGAAAUAGGAAUUUUGUGACAUCAAUGGAAAACAUGAUGCAUGGAUUCUCAAAGUUAGAUUUCAUAUAAUAAAUUGUGUUCUUUCCCUUUAUAA
This is a messenger RNA of Salvia miltiorrhiza (redroot sage), 2181 nucleotides long. RefSeq lists its product as uncharacterized. The record is from RefSeq and is a predicted model, not a curated record. The coding region runs from base 852 to 1706 and encodes 284 amino acids. Gene Ontology annotation, cellular component: mitochondrion. Gene Ontology annotation, biological process: mitochondrial respiratory chain complex III assembly. The transcript has 7 exons. Lineage: Eukaryota; Viridiplantae; Streptophyta; Magnoliopsida; Lamiales; Lamiaceae.